Plodia interpunctella (Indianmeal moth) is the source of this 3198-nucleotide messenger RNA. RefSeq names its product second mitotic wave missing (gene swm). Bases 188 to 2863 code for a protein of 891 amino acids. Gene Ontology annotation, molecular function: metal ion binding; RNA binding. Lineage: Eukaryota; Metazoa; Arthropoda; Insecta; Lepidoptera; Pyralidae. Gene Ontology annotation, cellular component: nucleus. Gene Ontology annotation, biological process: mRNA processing. The transcript has 25 exons. The record is from RefSeq and is a predicted model, not a curated record.
GACAUUUUUUGAUUGACACGGCGAGCGAAAAAGCAAGCAAGCAAUAAAAAAAAAGUUUGGAAACGUGCAUAUUGAUGAUCGUAUAUAUUUGCAAGCUAAUUUAAUUGCUGUAUUUUACAGAUUUUAACAUUUUAAGUGUGUCGUUUAAUGGAUUAUUGUUUAUAGCAAGUAAAACAUUGAAGACGAAAUGAUUAUUGAAAAUCCAGACGCUUUCAAAACUUGGUUGACGUCCAUAUUGGAACCCCUAUGUGACGCCGACCCAGCGGCGUUAGCGAAAUACGUGUACGCUUUGGUGAAGAAGGAUAAACCUCUAGACGAACUCAGAGAUGGCAUGGUUGACCAGCUCGACGUGUUCUUACAACAUGAGACCAAGCCUUUUGUGGACAUGCUGUUCAAAUCGCUGGAAGGUAAUGACUACCUGAAGGCGAGUGAGAAGCCGGCGUCGCCUGCGCCCGCGCAGGACGACGCGGCUGAAGCUAAGGCGGACUCUGAGAACCAUCCGCCGGCAAACGGCCCGGCGGCCAACGGGCCCGAGGAGCCCCGACCGCCGCCGCGCGCGCGGCCGCGGUCGCCGGCGCCCCGCCACCGCGUGGUGGUGCGCGCGGUCGAAGCGCCCCGACCAGAGAUCACUAGGGCGCCCCACACUGAACAGACUUUGGUUAAGGUGUUACCACUAACGGAGCUGCUAGAAGAGGCAGUGGACCAGCCUCCUAGAAGAAGAGAUCGAAGGGCCGAUACUCUACGCGACAAAGAUGAUCGUCGGCGACGUCGUUCGCGUUCGUGGGAACGUCGCGUGCGACAACGGAGACAUCCAAGGGAACACGAUCCGAGAGGCCGUCGCCCGCUGUCGAGGUCCCCGUCUCCGCGCGGCCGCUACCGCAACAGAAGUCCGCCGGCGCUGGACAGGCCAACUAGCAGGUCUAGGUCCCGGUCGCCAGUGCCGAUGCGCGACAGAGAGCACGAGCGCGAGCGAGACAGGCUGAGGGUGACACGCGAGAUAGAGCGGGACAGGAUGUCCCGCGAUAGGGACCACAGGGACAGGGUCACCAACUCCAGGGACAGAGAGAGAUCUCGCUCCGCGUCGCCGGCCGACGCCCGCUUGGACCACGAGGCUGCGUUCAAGAGACGCUGUCGAGAUUUUGAUGAGAAAGGCUACUGCAUGCGCGGGGACCUGUGCCAGUGGGACCACGGCGCCGACCCCGUGGUGCUGGAGGACGCGGCGCUCACUCGCGUGCUGGCUGCGCCGCCGCAGCCGCAGCCGCCGGCUGUGCCCGAAUACAACCCGCUGACGCCGGACAUCUGGGGCGCGUUCCCGUUCGCGCCGCCGCCGCACGCGCCCCGCGAACUCAUCGUCAUACCCAGCAGGGCGCGGCACGAGGCUCCGCCGCCGGCGCCGCGUCCGCCGCCGCCGAAGAAGAACUUCGACUACAACCGAUUGGGCUCUGCCCGGCCGCCGCUGCCGGCGAGCGCGGCCAACUGUUCGUUGGAAGUUAAAAAAGUGCCUCGCGGUAUGAACGACAUCACACACCUCAACAACCACUUCAGCAAAUUCGGCAAGAUCGUCAAUAUACAAGUGUGCUACGAAGGCGAUCCCGAAGCGGCGCUAAUCACAUUCUCGAAUCCGACAGAAGCUAACAUCGCUUACAAGAGCACUGAAGCUGUACUAAACAACAGAUUCAUCAAAGUUUUCUGGCACAACCCUGAGAACAAACAAGACAUGUCGAACCAGAACAAACAACACAUGAACAACAACAACAACAACAACGAGCGUAACGGGCAACACCCGAUGUCCUUCAACAAAGUGCUCAUCAACAGGACGGAGCAGAACACCAAAGUUGCUGAGAAACAGCCUGAUAAGUCAAUCCUACAAACCAAAGAGACAGCCAAUGGGCAAGAACCCAAAAAGGAAGCCCCAAAGCCGAUGGAGAAGUUCAAGAUGAUCACUGAAAUGUACAAGAGGGCGCAGGCGCUGCUCGACAAGCAGAUACAGCAGCAGAAACUGCUCAUAGACAAGCUGGAAGCGGGCAACGUAACACCGCAACAGAAGUCGGCUCUGCUCGAAGCUAUCCAGUCCUCUCAAGAAGGCAUCGAGAAACUAAAUAAAGAAGUCAAGGCGUACAGCAAGACGCUGUCUCAGCUGCAGGGAGAGUCGGUGUCGCGCACUAUGUCUCGCCUGCAGCUGGAACAGGCGAAGAAACCCAAGACGAGAGCCGAAGCAGAGAAGGAGAUUCUUGAUGCUGAGUUAGACUUGUUUACUAAGCAACAGGAAGGUCAAGACGUGACAGAGCUGCUGAAGAGGGUCGCGGAACUCAGAAGGCUGAUGGCUGUCAACUUCCCGUCUAUACCUGCCAGCAGGAAACCUUACUCCAGCUAUCGUAUUGUGAAAAGAAAACUUAGAGGCGGUCGUUUCACCUCUCGGUCUUACACAAGAGCGCCGGCGCCGACUCAAUUUCUACACAGCAUGAAUCAAUCAGUUGAUAGGAGACCUCGUGCUCUCCUGGUAUCCGGGUUCGAAUCCGAUGAUCUCGACGCGCUGGUUGCACAUUUCGAGCAAUUCGGCACGAUAACUCACAAGGACGUGAACUUAGCCGUUCCCGAGUUGACGCUGAUGUUCGCCACUCGCGCCAACGCCGAGCACGCCGCGCAAGCUGGCAAACAUUACAACGACAGGACUCUGUCUAUAACGUGGGUGUUGAAUCCAAAGAUACCAGUGCCGAAUAGUGCCGAACGUCCGCAGAAUACGAACGGUGAUUCCACUGCGCACGAAACUAAGGAAGCUGAGCAACCGCGGCCGGCGACUGAAGACGUGUUGCUGGACGAGGAAGAAGACGAAGACGCCGAGGAUCGCUCCUGGCGACGUUGACGUCCACCCGGACGCUAGGCUCCGGCCCGACGUCAAUAGGACUCGAAGAUUAAUGGACAGACGACGCGAUUCGGUGGUGAUAGUCUAUAUAUAUAUAUAUAUGUAUACAUAUUUAUUUAAUGCUAUUUCACUCCUUUUAUCCAUAUAAAUUCUCGCUAAUGUCGCGGCCCAUUUGUUCCGUCGUUUUGACGGCCGUCUUUGUAUGGAGAUUUGACGUACGUCAACGCAACGGAGAUAUGGAGCCGGGCCCUAAACUGUAUUUAGGUUAAAAUAUGUUGUGUCUCAUUGUAACGACGGUAAACAGUUAAUUGAAUUGCCCGCAUACACCAAAUUGU